Hyaloperonospora brassicae is the source of this 1158-nucleotide messenger RNA. Lineage: Eukaryota; Oomycota; Peronosporomycetes; Peronosporales; Peronosporaceae. The record is from the annotation of a GenBank genome assembly.
AUGCAUCUCUAUGCAGUCGAGCUUGGGGCUGCACUCUUUCUGGUAUGCGUCGGCGGUGACUCCGCAGCUUACGCCUUAAAGCUAUCGACAGCAGAGCGUCAACCCCAAUCCCGUUUGUUGGCAGAUGAACGGAUCGACACGGAGUCCCCAACGUCAUUGACGAACUUCGAGAGACUGGACAAAGACAGCGAAGAGAGGGUGUUUCCGGCUCAGGAGAUGAAGGGGAUUGAUUUGGCUGAGAAGAUGAAGCGGAUUGAUUCGUGGGUAAGCGAAACUCUGACUCAACACUUCGCAGAUUCAACGAUGAAGGCAGCGGGAAAACCGUCGCACCUCGAUGAUGAGACAUUCGCUGCUGCACAGAAGCAGAGCAUUUCCACCCCGCAGAACAAGCGCUGGACCGUCGACGACGAGAACUUUGGUGUAUCGUCCAUCGGAGAUCCGACGCGACCUUCCCACUUUGAUGGCGUGGUCGACGCACCCCUUACUGCGAAGUGGUCUACCUCUAAUACAUGGGAGGAGACUACAUCUGCGUUCGAGCUAUCGCAACAACCACGAUACGAGAAGUGGGUGAAGGAGGGCUUAUCCGGAGCUGAGGCUGCUCAUAAGCUCGAUUUCGACGACUACAAAGGUCUCGCUCAAAACCUGAAGACGCUAAAAGGAUACAUCAAGUUUCGGCAGAGCCAGGAGACUCUUCUUGAAUGUAUGACGAAAUACUGGGGCGACGAAGAGCUGUUGGUGUCGUUUAUUGGGCGGGCCAAGAUGAACAAGGGCGGAAAGAGUGCGGCUGAGGAACUGGAGAAUUUGCUCAUUGCAAAGUGGCUAGGUGAUGAAAACAUGAACCCCGCAGAGCUGCUGAGGGUCAUGGGCAUGGAAACAAUCGACGAUCUGAUCAGCCCCAAGCUGAAUACGGUGUUGAAGUACGUCGAAGUCUACAUUCUGAGGUCGAAGGACACGUCAUUCUCAGUGCUUGCGCCGGUCAGAAAGAAACUUGGAGACGAAGAGGUGGCGAGAGUUCUCAAUGCUGCAAGUAAGGAUCCUUUCAGCAGUGUGACUAGGGACAUUGCUGAGACGCUGCUAACUCUGCUGAAGAUGGAGUGGCUAAGUGAAGGCAAACCCAGGGAAGCAACCGUCGCGACGAUCAAGGCUCUAAGCGUCUGA